This is a messenger RNA of Argentina anserina (silverweed cinquefoil), 886 nucleotides long. Its product is annotated as RING-H2 finger protein ATL47-like. The record is from RefSeq and is a predicted model, not a curated record. Gene Ontology annotation, molecular function: ubiquitin protein ligase binding. The transcript has 2 exons. NCBI's taxonomy places the organism in Eukaryota, Viridiplantae, Streptophyta, Magnoliopsida, Rosales, Rosaceae. The coding region runs from base 7 to 843 and encodes 278 amino acids.
ACCAGUAUGAGUCCAGUAAUUUUUGUGGUUGUAGUAGUUCUAGCUGUUAUCUUCUUCAUUGGUGGUCUUGUUCAUUUGGUUUUGAGAUUGUUCAUUAUGAGCUCAUCUUCACCAAUAUUUCAAUCCAUUAGUAGACACCCUGCAGAAAGCUCUAGCUCUAGAAAUCUUCGAAGACAGCUUCAACACCUCUUCCGCUUACACGAUUCAGGCCUAGACCAAGCUGUCAUAGACUCUUUGCCUGUGUUCUGCUGCAAAGACAUUGUUGGUUCAGAUGAGCAAUUUGAUUGUGCUAUCUGUCUUUGUGAGUUUUCUGAGCCUGACAAGUUGAGGUUGCUUCCUCAUUGUGGUCAUGCAUUUCAUAUGGAUUGUAUUGACACUUGGCUUCUCUCAAAUUCAACAUGUCCUCUUUGUAGAGGCCCCCUUUUGGGCUCAGGUCUGGUAUUGGAAAACCCGGUGUUGAAUUUUGAUGACUGUGGAGCAAUGUCAACUAGGUUCAGUGGUGAUGGAGACAAUGGGGGUUUAAGUGGUCGGAGAUGUUCAGCUUCGGAGGAAGCUGGUGGCGAAAAGAGGGUGUUUUCAGUGAGACUUGGCAAGUUCAGGAGCUCAACAAAUGAAGGAAUGGAAGAAACAAGCAUUGAUACAAAGCUACACAUUGAUGACAAACACCUUAAAGUUAGUGGGAAUUUAGAGGGGAAGAAAAUCAGUGGGUGCCGGAAAGGUGAGAGCUUCUCUGUGUCCAAGAUCUGGCUUUGGUCUAAGGAGAACAAAUUCCCAGACUCUUUGACUACUCAUACUGGUAUGCCUUCUUUUAUUGUAACUUCUCCAGUCAAUGGUAGAACAUAAUUACAUGAACUGUCACUGAGCUUAAAUUUUGUUCUGAUGCUUA